AUGAAGGGAAGUCUAGAAGGUAUUUCUGGGUCCGGUAACUUAUUAAGAGCUACAAAGUUGCAAAUUAAACUUCUCAGGAGUCUCGAAUUUAAUCCAGUGUAUUCUAAUCUUGAAAAGGUAACUUACUUGGACUUUAAAUACUACCGCUGUCAGGCUGCCUUUGCGGCUUACAACCUGUUUCAGGAAAAUGACCACGACUAUAUGGGCCUAUGGAUGUUGUACACCCUUGACGUUCAACUCUUCUCCUUUUUUUUCUCAAUCUUAAUGACCAUGAUGGUAGGACACGUCUAUCGACGGCUGCAUGUUGUAGAGUUCAAACUCAAUUUUGGGAUAUCUGGUUGA
This is a messenger RNA of Phycomyces blakesleeanus NRRL 1555(-), 342 nucleotides long. RefSeq lists its product as hypothetical. The record is from RefSeq and is a predicted model, not a curated record. The transcript is spliced from 4 exons. Lineage: Eukaryota; Fungi; Mucoromycota; Mucoromycetes; Mucorales; Phycomycetaceae. Bases 1 to 342 code for a protein of 113 amino acids.